Trachemys scripta elegans is the source of this 2673-nucleotide messenger RNA. RefSeq names its product signal transducing adaptor molecule (gene STAM). Gene Ontology annotation, cellular component: ESCRT-0 complex. The record is from RefSeq and is a predicted model, not a curated record. Gene Ontology annotation, molecular function: ubiquitin binding; phosphatidylinositol binding. NCBI's taxonomy places the organism in Eukaryota, Metazoa, Chordata, Testudines, Emydidae. The transcript is spliced from 14 exons. Bases 109 to 1716 code for a protein of 535 amino acids. Gene Ontology annotation, biological process: protein transport to vacuole involved in ubiquitin-dependent protein catabolic process via the multivesicular body sorting pathway.
AAGCCCCCCCCCCCCCGCCCCUCUAUCGUAUUCACACGCUACACACCGUACCCCGCGACCGGGAGGGGAGGGUGAGGCUGUUCCCCACCCCCAGCGCGCGGACCCGAGAUGCCGCUCUUCGCCACCAACCCCUUUGACCAGGAUGUGGAGAAAGCAACCAGUGAGAUGAAUACUGCAGAGGACUGGGGCCUCAUCUUAGAUAUUUGUGAUAAAGUUGGACAGUCGCGCACAGGGCCUAAGGAUUGCCUUCGGUCUAUUAUGAAGAGAGUGAACCAUAAGGAUCCUCAUGUUGCUAUGCAAGCACUGACACUUCUAGGAGCAUGCGUAUCAAACUGUGGUAAAAUCUUUCAUUUAGAAGUGUGUUCGAGAGAUUUUGCUAGUGAAGUAAGCAACGUAUUGAAUAAGGGUCAUCCAAAAGUCUGUGAAAAGCUAAAAGCCCUCAUGGUGGAAUGGACAGAUGAAUUCAAGAACGACCCACAGCUUAGUCUAAUAUCUGCCAUGAUAAAAAAUCUUAAGGAACAAGGAGUUACAUUUCCAGCUGUUGGUUCACAGGCUGCAGAACAAGCAAAGGCAAGCCCAGCUCUAGUAGCCAAAGAUCCUGGUACGGCAGCUAACAAAAAAGAAGAGGAAGAUUUAGCAAAAGCCAUUGAAUUGUCCUUAAAAGAACAAAGGCCACAGCAAACAACACUUUCCAGUUUGUAUCCGAGCACGUCAAGUCUCUUAACGAAUCACAAACAUGAGGGCCGAAAGGUUCGCGCAAUCUAUGAUUUUGAAGCUGCUGAAGAUAAUGAAUUAACAUUUAAAGCUGGAGAACUUAUAACUGUACUUGAUGACAGUGAUUCAAACUGGUGGAAAGGUGAAACUCACCAAGGAAUAGGAUUAUUUCCCUCUAAUUUUGUAACAGCUGACCUUACUGCUGAACCAGAAAUGAUGAAAACGGAGAAGAAAACAGUACAGUUCAGUGAUGAAGUUCAAGUAGAGACAAUAGAACCUGAACCUGAACCAGUUUAUAUUGAUGAAGAUAAAAUGGACCAACUGUUACAGAUGUUACAAAGUGCAGAUCCAACUGAUGAUCAGCCAGACCUCCCAGAGCUGCUUCAUCUUGAAGCAAUAUGCCACCAAAUGGGACCUCUCAUUGAUGAAAAGCUGGAAGAUAUUGACAGGAAACAUUCAGAACUUUCAGAGCUCAAUGUUAAGGUCAUGGAGGCUCUUUCAUUAUAUAACAAGUUGAUGAACGAAGAUCCAAUGUAUUCCAUGUAUGCAAAACUACCAAACCAACAUUAUUAUAUGCAGCCUUCUGGUGUUUCUGGCUCUCAGGUUUACCCAGGGCAGCCUCAAAGUAGUACAUAUUUGGUGGCAGGGAGUGCGCAAAUGGGCCAUAUUCAAGGCUAUAAUCUUCCCCAAGAGCAACUUCCUUCUCUCAACCAAGGCACGGUUCCUCAAUCGGCAAGCUCAGGACUGCCUAGUCAGCCAGCUCAGACAUCUUAUGCUAAUGCAAUGGUCAGCUCUGUUCCUGGAAGCACAUAUUCCAACCAGGCUUCAAUGUACAGUCCACCUCCUGCUGCUGUUGAUGUUGCUGCUUACCAGAAUGCUGGAACUAAUGUGUCCCAGGUGCCAAACUAUAACUUAGCAUCUUCAUCUCUGCCUCCACCAGCAGGCAGUCAACAACCGCCGCCGCCACAACCACAUACUUACUCCCAGAAGGCACUACUAUAGGACCCAGGACUUCUGAUUCCUAAUCUUCUCUAACCUCUGCUAAAUGCAGUUGACAAUGUUAUAAGCUUCUUCCUUUAAUCUCUUAAACAUUGUUUAUCCUCAGUUUAAUAGGAAUCUACCCUGGUGAACAGGUUCAAUGAUUCAAUUUGCACUGACUUUUUAGGAUUUUUUUUAAUUUUGCAGCGGAACAAAAAUAUUUAGGACACUUAAUUCCUUUUAAAAGGCCUAAAAUUGGUACAAGAUUAUUUAUGUCUGGUAAAAUUGGCUAAUCUGUGAAAACUCAACUUGCAAACUUUUGUGGCAUAAAUGUUAUGUACAUAAUAGUGUGUGAUUGCAAUAGUGGCCAUUUGAAAUAGCUAUGGUGAUCAUGUGAAUAUAUUUAACACCCUGUUAAAAUAUUUUACAUUACUAUUUUAUUUUAAUCAUGUUUCAUAGUUGUACCUCGUUUUGUAAAGGAUUUGAUAUCCUUUUGCAAUGCAAGAAAAGGCUUAAAUCUGCAUAUCAUAGUUACUAUUUACAUGCUAAGGUCUAUGUUAAUUUCCAGACUUAACUACGUGUAGGUUUUAUUCAUUGUGAAUUGAACUUAAGUAUACCAUGACUUCCUGUAAUCUGCAGUACUAUUAGCUGGCAUUAUCUACCAAAGUAAACUAGUUAACAUUUUAAAUGAUCUGGCGAGGUCACAGCAAAUGAUGAUUCUGUUUUAGAAUAAUAAUUAUUUAAAACACCUAUUUACAGGCUGCUAAACAUAUCAUGGGACCAUGAAACUGAUCAGAAUCUUUCAACUUAUUGUUUAAAGCAUAUAAUGAUGUACUUUUCCAUAGUAGCGUUGUAUAACUAGGGUUCUGAACUGUAUUGUGUGUGUAUUGGUGAAGAGUACACCAAAGACGGAGAAACUGAGUUUGGAUGGGAAUGAAUGGAAUUUUUAAACUGGAACAAAAACAUGAAUACACUACAUUA